ACAACAACUCCUCCUGUCCCUCUCUGAGACCCAUACCCACACACACGCACCUUUUCUUUCUUGCUCAGCGCUAGUAACAGUUACAAAACUGAGUACCCCUCCAUAAUCAGAACUCCCUCCCUCCCUCCUACAACAUGGACAUCAACCAAGUGUUGGAGGGGACCCUCUCCGCAGAUGCCAACAUCCGUCAGGCUGCUGAGCAGCAGCUCACCCAGGCCGCCGAAGCCGACUUCCCUCAAUACCUCACCAUCCUCGGCACCGAGCUCGCAAACGACGGUGCCCAGCCUCACAUUCGAACCGCUGCCGGUCUCGCCCUCAAGAACGCAUUCACUGCACGCGAAUAUUCCAGGUUACGCGAGGUCCAGGACCGAUGGUUGAACCUCGACACCGAGAUUAAGUCAAAUGUCAAGGCUCUUGGUCUCCGCACGUUGGCUUCGGCGGACUCCCGCGCCGGACAGUCGGCUGCCCAGUUCAUUGCCUCUAUUGCAGCCAUCGAGAUACCCCGCCAACAAUGGCCGGAGCUUAUGCCCACGCUUGUGGAGAACGUGGGACAAGGAGCGGACCACCAAAAACAGGCCUCUUUGACCACAAUAGGCUUCAUCUGCGAUACUGACGACGUCGAGCUCAGGGACGCUCUGGCACACCAUUCCAACGCUAUUCUCACGGCCGUUGUCCAGGGUGCCCGCAAGGAGGAGACCAACAAUGACGUCCGAUUCGCCGCCAUUUCCGCCCUCAGCGACUCCAUCGAGUUCGUCCGGUCCAACUUUGACAACGAGGGAGAGCGCAACUACAUCAUGCAGGUCAUUUGCGAGGCUACGCAGGCGGACGACAAUCGCAUCCAGCAGGGAGCUUACGGCUGUUUGAACAGGAUCAUGGGCUUGUACUAUGACAAGAUGCGUUUCUACAUGGAGAAGGCACUCUUCGGUUUGACCAUUCAGGGCAUGAAGAGUGACGAAGAGGAUGUUGCCAAGCUUGCUGUAGAGUUCUGGUGCACCGUUUGCGAGGAGGAAAUCUCCAUUGAGGACGACAACGCUCAGGCCCACGACGAGGGUUCCACGGAGUUGAGGCAAUAUCAUAACUUUGCUCGCGUAGCCACCCAGGAGGUCAUUCCCGUCCUCCUUGAACUCCUUGCUAAGCAGGAUGAGGAUGCCGACGACAACGAGUACAACACAUCCCGCGCCGCAUACCAAUGUCUUCACCUCUGGGCACAGUGCGUCGGUUCGGCUGUCGUGCCCGCGGUCCUCAGUUUCGUCGAGAAGCACAUCCGCUCCGAAGACUGGCAUUUCCGUGAUGCUUCCGUCUCGGCCUUCGGUGCCAUUAUGGAGGGCCCCGAGGAGCAGGUUUUGGAUCCCAUCGUCAAGCAGGCUCUGCCCGUCUUGAUCGCGAUGAUGGAUGACCAGGUCGUUCACGUCAAGGACUCCGCAGCGUACGCCCUCGGACGCAUUACCGAGGCGGUUCCCCACGCCCUGGACGAGCAGCAGCAUCUCCCCACUCUCAUUGGAGCUCUUUUCAAUGGUCUGUCAAGCCACCCCAAGAUGGCUGCAUCUUGCUGCUGGGCAUUGAUGAACCUUGCCGAGAGGUUUGCCGGUGAGCCUGGCUGCCAGACAAACCCUCUGUCCGCCCACUUCCAGCAGAGCAUCACCCACCUCCUCCAGGUCACUGAGCGUGCCGAUGCGGAUAACCAGCUCAGGACCGCUGCCUACGAAGUGCUCAAUGCUUUCGUCACCAACUCCGCUGGAGACAGCGUCGCAAUGGUCGCUAGCUUGUCAAACGUCAUCCUUGAACGAUUAGAGAAAUCCAUCGCCCUUCAAUCCCAGGUUGUCAGCGUUGAGGACAAGUUGACAUUGGAGGAGAUGCAAACCAGCCUUGCUAGUGUUAUCAUGGCCAUUGUCCAGAGAUUGGAGGCUGAUAUCAAGCCGCAAGCCGACCGCAUCAUGCAGACCUUGCUCCAACUUCUCUCUGCUGUUGGUGCUAAGUCCAGUGUCCCUGACACCGUUUUCGCUGCCAUUGGCUCCAUUGCCACCGCUCUCGAGGAGGAUUUCCUCGUAUACAUGGAGGCCUUCAAGCCCUACCUUUUCAAUGCUCUCGGCAACCAGGAGGAACCUGGCCUUUGCUCCAUGGCGAUUGGUCUUGUUAGCGACAUCACUCGAUCUCUAGGAGAGAAGGUCCAGCCUUACUGCGAUGCCUUCAUGAACUACCUCCUCAACAACCUCAGGAGUUCGCAACUUGGCAACACGUUCAAGCCAUCUAUCCUCCAGUGCUUUGGUGACAUCGCACAGGCUAUCGGUGGUCACUUCGAGACAUACCUUGUCGUUGUUGCUCAAGUUCUUCAGCAGGCUGCCACUGUUUCGGUGAACAACGCAACCAGCUUUGAGAUGAUGGACUACGUCACUUCGCUCAGGGAAGGUAUCGUGGAUGCUUGGGAUGGUGCUAUCAUCGCCAUGAAGAUCAGCAACAAGACUCAACUUCUCGCCCCUUACGUCGAGUCUAUCUUCCACCUCCUGAACAUCAUCCACCAAGACCCUAACAGGACCGAGUCCCUGCUACGAUCUUCGUGCGGUGUGAUUGGUGAUCUCGCGGACGCAUUCCCUCAAGGUGAAUUCCGAGACUACUUCCGACAGGACUUCUUGACCACCAUGACGAGGGAGACCCGAGCCAACCAGGACUACCUCAACCGCACACGCGACACCGCCCGAUGGGCACGUGAGCAGAUCAAGCGCCAGAUUGGCGGCAACCAAGGCGUCAUGGCCUGAUCGUGACAUGGCUCGUCCACAUCCUCGGCGUCGUAUCAAGGCAAAGGAUCAGAUUCUAGUUUCGU
Molecule: messenger RNA, 2818 nt
Organism: Aaosphaeria arxii CBS 175.79
Lineage: Eukaryota; Fungi; Ascomycota; Dothideomycetes; Pleosporales
Product: importin subunit beta-1
Exons: 8
Coding region: 135-2753 (872 amino acids)
Biological process (GO): protein import into nucleus
Cellular component (GO): cytoplasm; nucleus
Molecular function (GO): nuclear import signal receptor activity; small GTPase binding
Source: RefSeq, a predicted model, not a curated record